AUGGCAAGUUUGUACGCUGCUAGAUACAUGGCGCCGCGAAAGCCGAUUGGAACCAGCAGCCCAAGGCGGAUUGGAGCCGUCGAGACCCUCCAGACGUCACCGACUCAGACAGCGACGAGGAAUCCUUUGGUGAGGAAGACGAUGAAUGUGAUGAAGCUAAUAACGAACCAGUGUUUUGGAAAUGAUGUGUCUGGAGGAUUUGGUCAGAGCGCCUUCCUUGACCGGUUCAGCGUCCCUCCCGCCCCGACAAUGCAAGGCCGCAACCGCUCAGCUUGUGCCAGUGGUUGCUCGUCGUCAUCAAGUCGUCAAACUCGAGGUUCAUCCUCUAACCCCUCUUCAAACUCCAGCUUCACAUCAGCGAUGAUCCUCGCUUCUGCUCCAGAACAUGAUUUCUUUCGUCGCCGUCCGGCUGUUAAAGCCGAUGUGCGUGCUAUCCUUGGCGAUGUGAUAACUCGAGCCCUGUUUGACAACACCCAACAAGCUGUUUCUCUCCACGACGAGAUGCAAUAUCUGGUCGAUGUUAAUGAUGAAGUCUUGUACCGCAGUGUAAACAACCCCACGAACACCUCUGGCAUGCGCUUCCAGGCCAUCACAACCAUGAGUGUCGGUCUCAGCGGAGUGGCGCAAGAAAUUGAGGAGCUGAACAAGGCCAUAGCGGGCUUGUCGAUGGGUGAUGUCAUGCUGCCGCAACCGGUCAGGAGAAAGGAAACAUGCACUGAGAAAGCGAGGUUUCUGACUAUCAAUGGUGAUCUGAAUGUACUGGCGAGUUUGCAAGGAAGAAAUACUUUUGUUUUAAUGGCGUUAUAG
Molecule: messenger RNA, 807 nt
Organism: Dothidotthia symphoricarpi CBS 119687
Lineage: Eukaryota; Fungi; Ascomycota; Dothideomycetes; Pleosporales; Dothidotthiaceae
Exons: 3
Coding region: 1-807 (268 amino acids)
Source: RefSeq, a predicted model, not a curated record